AUGACUGGGGGUGAAGCCUCUGGAAAGCAGCAGAGUUCUCUGGAUGAACCCCCUGCGAAAGUUGCACGACAUGAAAAGGAAAGUCAGGAACAGGAGAGAGUCACACUUUAUAUCCGUUGUGCACAAAUACAUAGUAGAGGAGAGUUAAUGAAUAGUUUUUUGGCUGAACACCGAGAAGAAUUAGGCAUUCAAGGGUGGUACAACACAGAAGAGAAUACUUCUACAUCAUCUGAGUCCACCAUUUCUCUUCGUCCUGAUGCCCCUGUUGAGUGUGUAUUUAUGAAGACCUCACGAAAACCCUAUUUUCUUUUAGAGUGUACAGCUAAUAAAAAAGAUGCCACUUCAGUAGUAGAGAAACUGAUUUUACUUCAUAACAAGACCUACAAAGAUCAUCCAGUAAUUAUAGAAAUUGCAAAAGAUGGUCUUACGGUAUCUGGAGAACGAAAAAAAUUAGAAUUACGAGAUGCUGCGAAACGAACACCAGUUGCAUCUUCCACAUCUGCACCUGUGGGUCCUUCUACCACCACUUCUUUUGUUCCACGUGUUUUGUUGAAGAGAUGA
Trypanosoma theileri is the source of this 561-nucleotide messenger RNA. RefSeq lists its product as uncharacterized. The coding region runs from base 1 to 561 and encodes 186 amino acids. NCBI's taxonomy places the organism in Eukaryota, Euglenozoa, Kinetoplastea, Trypanosomatida, Trypanosomatidae. The record is from RefSeq and is a predicted model, not a curated record. The transcript has a single exon.